Lytechinus variegatus (green sea urchin) is the source of this 1762-nucleotide messenger RNA. RefSeq lists its product as uncharacterized. The transcript is spliced from 4 exons. NCBI's taxonomy places the organism in Eukaryota, Metazoa, Echinodermata, Echinoidea, Temnopleuroida, Toxopneustidae. The coding region runs from base 409 to 1473 and encodes 354 amino acids. The record is from RefSeq and is a predicted model, not a curated record.
GACUGGGAAUCGUGAUAGCUAGUGGAAGCAAUGAUCAGCUGUUCGGUGGCAACUGCUCUUGACUUUUAGGCCUAAGAAUAGACCAGUCACUUCCAUUAGGCAAAAUGAGCACCACUAUACAUUAAAAGACCCUAUUAUAGAUCUGCCCUUCUGAUCCAGGUUUGAUGUCAUCCUUCGGGAUAGUGACAAUAAUGCUGCUGAUGCACCUGAUGUUCGUACCAUAGGAAUAUGAUUGACUAUAGCUGCUGCUUGAAAAGUGGAUGAAGGAGGGAGGAUACACUUGAAUUUGAGUCAAGCUGUUUUCCAAGUUACCGUCGUCCCUUAAAGGCUCGGAAUACGACAUUACCUCAAGGACGUUGCCAAGGUUACAUUUUCAUCUCGCAUUUCGAUGAGGUCGGUCAAGGAAUCAUGGAUCUCUUUCGGAGCAGACAGACGGUCCCAAAGAUUGUUAUAGUGUUUUCGGGUGCUCUCUUCCUAUACUGUGUGGUCAUACUGAAAUCUUACCAGAGAAAACCGCCACCAACAGGAGAACCCGUCGACUGGAAGCAUCUCCCACCGAGACCUCACUUCCCGAAACACGUCCCCAUUCCGCUUCCAUCACCUACCCCCUUCGAUGGGCUCGACCCGGCGAUCUUCACAACGAACCGGACAAUCGAAGACCCGGUCAUCUUGGAGCGAUUGUACCGGCAGCUUCGGAUCGUAACCGCUUUUUCCCAGAACCAUUAUAAAGAAGCACUGGGACUCAUCGGAACGGUUCAAAAAGAGAUGCCGGAUAAGGAUCUUGUGAUUUACGAUCUCGGGAUAGAUGCGGAUACUAUAUACAAGGUUAAAAAGCUGUGCCACGUUGAAGUAAGAAGUUUUCCGUUUGAUGAAUAUCCACCCCAUGUGAAGGAUCUACAUACAUACGCUUGGAAAGUCAUCAUCAUUAAUGCGACCCUUCAGGAAUUCGGUUCCAUCUUCUGGGCAGACUCUUCCAUUCGCUUCAAGAAAUCGUUACGUGAUCUUAUUCCUUACGUCACCCGUCACAAAGGAUAUAUGACCCAUUUUCACUCAUUUGAUCCGCGUGGAACCCAAGACACCCCGAAGGGCCACAUCUAUUACUUCACCUCUCCAAAAAUGUUUUCUGCUCUUGGAGUCAAGCGACCCGAGUAUUUUGAGUCACGAAAUAUCACUCCGCAUGCGGCGGCGAACAGACAAAUAUUUAUCGGGAAUCCCCUUUUGCGGGAAAAGUUGGUUGACCCCUUAUUAGCAUGCGCGCUCGAUCGCGCGUGUAUCGCUCCAACCGGCGCGCGGUUGGGGAAGCACCGUUUCGAUGCAUCCGCUUUGUCGUUGCUCUUGUACAAGAAUCUGAGGGGAGAGUGGUCAUCAGCGAACAACGACAAUACAGUCUUUGACGACGUUGUUGAUAUACGACGAACCACAGUCGACUGGCAUUUAGCCCGUUAUUGCGAAUCAACUCAAAAUGUGAAGUGAUGCAGCUGGGCCAAAUUAUUUGCGGAAACGCGUGACUCAAUACGAAUGACAGAUGUAUAUUUAUAAACGAAAUCUCUAAAGAAGUAUGGUGAGCAGCUUUAGGCCUCCAUGCCUCCCCCAAAUAAUGAUUGUCAGCUUCCCCUGCUUUCAUUUUAGCCUACCACAUCUUUUGUGAUAAUGGAAUAUUGGUUCCCUUUUAGAACAAGGCUUUUUAUGAUUUUUUUUUAUUUCUUACGUUUUGUCAAUUACCCCUCCCCCUCAGAAAGGGAUAUUGUCCCAAUCAAAUUGA